UUGCUUUCACCUCCAAACUAAAAAACCUUUCCUUUGGAUUCCGUACACAUCCAUCUCUCCCUCUCCCUCAAAUUUCGUUGUCGAAGACAGAGAGCUCUAUACAGUAUCACAAACUGCACGUCCAUGUCCUUCUUGUAUAUAUUAUGUUAUAUCUAUAUAUUUGUCUAACAACAUAAAAAAUUCAAAUUUCCGGUUUCUCUAAAUUUCAAAAAUCAAACCCAUCUUCUUAUACUCGUAAACCAUAUUGUUAAUCUCUAUUUCCGCCAUUUUUAUGGCGGGAACACCGGUGCUGGCGGGAUCUUUGAGGUUGCGUGAUUUUGUGCAUUUGAGUUUUGCAUCUGUAAAUAUCAUUGUAUAGAAACUGCUUUCGUUGUUUUGUUAUUCAUGGCGAAUCCAUCUGGUACCCAUCAUCAUGACGCUAAUCAUGCAUCGUCUUCUUUUAAUGGGACAAAUCCAACUAAUGGUCAUGGAAAUUCUGUAUCAGAGAGUUCUGGUACAGCUUUGAAACAUAACCCUGGUAUUUCCCCAGAUUGGAGCUUGGAAGAGCAAGCGAUACUAGAAGAUGGUUUAUCAAAAUAUGCAGCAGAAUCAAAUAUAAUACGUUAUGCCAAAAUAGCAAUGCAGCUGCAGAAUAAGACGGUCCGGGAUGUUGCAUUACGUUGCAGAUGGAUGACUAAAAAGGAGAAUAGCAAGAGAAGGAAGGAAGAGAAUUUAGCGAGAAAAAGCAAAGAUAAAAAGGAAAGAGUUAUUGAUCCUCCGUUGAAGGCAUCUCACUUCAUGGCCAGGCCUAAUGUUCAUCCAUAUGCAACUCCAAUGAUUCCCAUGGAUUAUGAUGAUGGCAUUUCAUACAAAGCCAUUGGUGGAGUUACAGGGGAGCUUCUUGAGCAAAAUGCAAAAGCCUUCAAUCAAAUAUCUGCUAAUCUUUCUACUAUGCAGAUACAGGAUAACAUCAGUCUCCUUUGCCAAACUCGAGACAACAUUCUCAAGAUUAUGGAUGAGUUGAAUGACAUGCCGGACGUAAUGAAGCAGAUGCCACCCCUUCCCGUCAAGUUAAAUGACGAGCUGGCUAAUACCAUCCUCCCGCGGCCAAAUCUUCCCAUGAAAUGAUUGUGACCUUGCCUUUUCCGCUGCCAAUCUCAGCGUAGGAAAUUACCAACACGCAGUUGACCUAUCAUAUAUCACAUCGGAAAUGGCCUGUAGUUCAUGCUGUAAAUUAUAGUGUUUUUUGUUUGUUUUUCUAGCACCCUCUUCAUCAUAGCUUACUUUUAAAAAGUAGUUCCUGCAAAAGAAUUUGGCAUGGUUUUUGUGUAGAAAAUUACAUGAUGAAGAAUCAAAAUAGUGGUUAGUUUUAUCAAUCUUUUCUCUCA
Jatropha curcas is the source of this 1367-nucleotide messenger RNA. RefSeq lists its product as hypothetical. The record is from RefSeq and is a predicted model, not a curated record. Lineage: Eukaryota; Viridiplantae; Streptophyta; Magnoliopsida; Malpighiales; Euphorbiaceae.